AUGAACAAGACACCAGCCGACUCCAGUCAGUCAUCCCGCUUGCUGACUCCUACCACCAUGAGCUCUCAAAGCUCCGUCGUUGAGGAAACAUCAACUCCUGUCCGCACCUCCACCCCCUCAACACCACAUAACCAGAAUCUCGAUCUCCCCCCUAUGGCGAAGAACGAUCGAGCCUCCUCCCCCAACACCUCACUACUUACUGUCCCUGGCACCUCCUCUCUCACUCCUCCACCCUCUUCACAAGUUCCCAGCAUGCGUACAGCUACACACACAACAUCUCGUCUCUCCACACCUGAUCCUUCCUCACUCACCUCUCCACCACCUACAGCCACGAAUGGCAUGAAGCGAGACAUGGCUACUAUCGGGUCAGUCGCAAACAUUACUCAAGACAAAGUAACAAAUGCAUCGGCCGAGGAGUUGCGUGAGAUGCUACAAUCCGUUCUUUCAGAGAACAAGAAGCUUGAUAUUGCAGCUCGUGAAGCUCGCAUGUCUGCAGCUCACUAUAAGCUCCAACACAACUUGCUCACCAUUGAAAGCGAGGAGGCCGUAAAGCACUUGGAAGUCGAACAUGACAUGACCCUCCGAGAGGUUGAACUGCUACAGCUCCGUGUCCAAGAUGCUAGAGAUCCUCCCGAACUCGAGCGUUACAGAAACAAAUCCAAGAUGCUAGAGGAAGAAGUCCGUAGACUCAAUGACAACUUGCGAAAGGCCAAAAGAAUCAUUAUAUCCAAAGAAGAUGAUAUUAUUGACUUGGAAAUUGAGUGCAAACAGCUUCGGGAGAGAAUCCGCGUCAAUCGAGCACAUAUCAAUGAGAUGCGUAGCCCAGGAGGAAUCUUUCAUAACCCAAGCUUACACAACUCUCCUGCAACCCCUCAGCAAUAUCGUGCUACUCCAAGACACACUCCAAUGACCAAUCAGUCCAUUCGACGAGCUCGGGAUCAAAGUCAAGAACCUUUUGCUGCUUUACUUCUUGCGGAUCGUGUAUUAAGUCAAGAAAACAAUAGUGCACCUUCCACCCCUAUCGUCGCUCGACGACCAGAGCAACAACGCACCCCUAAUCGACACAACAGAAAUGUACAGUCGCUCUCCUCGUUGCCAACUACCCCAGGGUCCGCUCGACAAGCUGCCAACUCAAAAUUAUUACCAUCUGCACAGUUCUCGUCCCAAGCAGAGGCAAGAGUUGCUUCUACACUUGCUGCUGGAGCUGUUCAAAAACCAAGAGAGAGACGACGUAAAUCUCGUGACAGCACUAUCUCGGCUUCCGAUUCUGAGGAGAUUGCCCGCGCAACUGCUGAAUACCGUGAAGAAAGUCAAGAGGUUACUGAAAGUCAAGCUAGUCAAAGUGCAACUGAGAUGCUUCGUCGAGAUCCCCGCGAAUCCUUCGAAGUAGCAGCCUCUCGUGCCACAACACCUGUUGUUCAAGCCAAGAUCUACGGAACUAUCACCAAGUCAAGCGUUGACAAGAGAAAGCGACUUCCUGAUGGAUCUGAAUCAAGCCACGCGGUCAAGAAGCAUCGUGCAGCUACCGGUGUUGGUCUAGGAAUUGGUUUUGAGUCCAGUCGAUAA
Molecule: messenger RNA, 1566 nt
Organism: Hymenoscyphus albidus
Lineage: Eukaryota; Fungi; Ascomycota; Leotiomycetes; Helotiales; Helotiaceae
Source: the annotation of a GenBank genome assembly